Messenger RNA from Rhodotorula graminis WP1, 1435 nucleotides. RefSeq lists its product as uncharacterized. Gene Ontology annotation, cellular component: plasma membrane. Lineage: Eukaryota; Fungi; Basidiomycota; Microbotryomycetes; Sporidiobolales; Sporidiobolaceae. The transcript is spliced from 6 exons. Gene Ontology annotation, molecular function: phosphoprotein phosphatase activity. Bases 1 to 963 code for a protein of 320 amino acids. The record is from RefSeq and is a predicted model, not a curated record.
AUGACCGACACCGAGGCCGGCAGCGCCGCCCCGAUCUCGUCCGUCGAGCGCGUCGACGAUGCGGCGGCAGGCCGUGAUCUUGCUUCGACCAACGAGCCCACCCUCGUCCCGGCGACGAGCGUCGGCCCGCCGCUCGGUGGCGACGCGACCGCCCCCGGUGCGCCGGCCGGUCCGAGGGGCGGCGCCCUGUUCGCGCGCCAGGCGGGCGACGAGACGAGCAGCGACGACAUCUCGAGCGACGACGACGACGACGAGGAGGGCGAGGAGGACGACGAGGAGGAAGAGGAGGAAGAGGACGAGGAGGCGGGUUUGAUCGCGCGCGGCGGCGUUGGGAUCCCGAUCGGCGAGGACGGUCUGCCUCAUCCGCUCCUCGACGAGCUCGCCGACGACCUCAAGGGCCGCAAGUGCCUCGUCCUCGACCUCGACGAGACGCUCGUCCACUCGAGCUUCAAGAUGGUCCACCAGGCCGACUACGUCGUCCCUGUCGAGAUCGAGAACCAGUUCCACAACGUCUACGUCAUCAAGCGGCCAGGUGUCGACGCCUUCCUCAAGGCGAUGGGCGAGAUCUACGAGGUCGUCGUCUUCACGGCGUCGCUGUCCAAGUACGCCGACCCGGUCCUCGACCAGCUCGACGUCCACCGCGUCGUCAAGCACCGCCUCUUCCGCGAGAGCUGCUACAAUAACAAGGGCAACUACGUCAAGGACCUGUCGCAGCUCGGCCGCCCGAUAUCGGAGAGCAUCAUCAUCGACAACUCGCCGGCGAGCUACGUGUUCCACCCCAACAACGCCGUGCCGAUCAGCAGCUGGUUCAACGACCCCCACGACACCGAGUUGACCGACCUCGUGCCGUUCCUCGCCGACCUGUCGACGGUCGACGACGUGCGGAGCGUGCUCGACGCCAACCUGUACCUGCAGCCGACCGCUUCGGACGCGCACACCGACGGCGUCUUCCAGCAGCUCUAGACGGCACUCGUCGCCGAGUCCCCUCGCAUUACGCCCUAUCGACGUCCGGUUCGCUAGACCUGCAGCAGCAUCGACCUCCCCUUUCGCCCUCGGCCCGCCGUCGUCCGCAUGAGAUACCCAGCCCUCGCUCUCGCGCCGCCGAUCCUCCUUACCCCCUCUCUCUCUCGCCCUCCCCUCCUCUUUCUUUCUUCGCCAUGGACACCUGCCUCGCCGUCGCGCCUGGGCCAUGUUCGUCGUCACUCGCCCGACGCGACCGCCUCUCUCCCCUUUCCUCCUUGAGAUACCCGUACAGCCUUCCUCUCUCUCUCCUCUCGCGCCUCCCAAAUGCCUCCCUUCUCGUGUCCCUACUCUCUCUCCCCUAGCUCUAGUACCCCUGCCUCGUUCUGUGGUUGUCCCCCCCUUCCUCGUUCCCUCUCUCUCUCUCUCUCGCUCUUCCUCUUCCGUGACUGCACCGCGAUACAAGGUCACUCGC